Anarrhichthys ocellatus (wolf-eel) is the source of this 10980-nucleotide messenger RNA. RefSeq names its product thyroid hormone receptor interactor 4 (gene trip4). Bases 126 to 1949 code for a protein of 607 amino acids. Lineage: Eukaryota; Metazoa; Chordata; Actinopteri; Perciformes; Anarhichadidae. Gene Ontology annotation, molecular function: zinc ion binding. Gene Ontology annotation, cellular component: nucleus; RQC-trigger complex. The transcript has 12 exons. The record is from RefSeq and is a predicted model, not a curated record. Gene Ontology annotation, biological process: rescue of stalled cytosolic ribosome.
UCCAUCGUGUGUGCAUUUGUUAUGUCGCCGACUAGAAACACAUUCAUUCCGUUUUGCUUUGACACGCUAACUGCUCACGUUUGGUUUUGAGCUUUUGAGUGUCAAGUCUUUUUUCGUCGGUAAACAUGUCCGAGGCUCUGCUGCAGUGGUGUGUGGACCAGUUACACCACAAGUUCGGAUUGGAUGCCUGCGAAGACAUCGUCCAAUACAUUCUGUCCAUCGAAAAUGCAGAUGGGAUCGAGGAGUAUGUGGGAGACCUCCUGCAGGGCACAGAUGGGAGGAAAGGACAGUUCAUCGAUGAAUUCCUCAGCAGGUGGAAGAAGACUCAAAGACAGGCCACGGAUACCUCGAGUCCUUUCUCUCUCAAGGAAACUUUUUCAUCACCAGAGUCACAAGACAUGACCAAAGACAGCCAGAAGAAGUCAAAACGCAAGGGUCGUAACAAACUGGAGGUGCUGAAUGUAAACCCAACAGAGCCGGAGCCAGAGGCAGUCAAAACCCCCAUUGAUCAGAUGAGGGCCCAAGAAAACAGCAGUUCUUCUUCAACAAAGAAGAAAAGUAAGUUUGUUAAUCUCUAUGCUAAAGAGGGACAAGACAAGCUGACUAUCUUACUCCCAGGUCGACAUGCCUGUGACUGCCUUGCCCAAAAGCACAAGCUUAUAAACAACUGCAUCAGCUGUGGUCGCAUCGUAUGUCAGCAAGAAGGUUCAGGACCUUGCCUCUUCUGUGGAAGCCUGGUCUGCACAGGAGAGGAGCAGGAGAUCCUGCAACGAGACUCCAACAAAAGCCAGAAACUACGAAAGAAGCUGAUGGGAGACCCUGCAGAAAGAGAUUAUCUCCCACGCCAAGAGGCCAAGAUGAAGGCUGGCUUGGAGAAGGCUGUGCAGCACAAAGAAAAACUGCUGGAAUAUGACAAGAAUAGUGUCAGGAGAACGCAGGUUCUGGAUGAUGAGUCGGAUUACUUUGCCACUGAAUCCAAUCAGUGGUUGUCACCCAAUGAGCGGGAAAAGCUGAGGAAACAGGAAGAGGAGCUGAGAGAACUUCGCUAUGCCUCUCGCAAGGACAGGAAGAUCACAUUGGACUUCGCUGGCAGACAAGUGCUUGACGAGGGAAACAACCUCAACGAGUACUACAACAAGUUGGAUGAGACCCUCAUGGCUAUGAACAGCGACUCUACAUCCAAAUCGCCAGUGUAUUCUAAAAGACAAGGCGGAAGACAGACCCUCGGAGAGCUGGUCAACCCCAACAUAAUGCAGUCCGCACCAGAGUGGGUGGAUGUUGGAGGCAGCAAGAGAAACACGAAGCAGGGAAAGAGCUCGGCAGAGGACAAGGGAGGAGAGGAACGGCACAAGUUGCGUCUCCAAGACAAAGACUUGCAGGAGAUGUCUGACGGGGGCUGGUGCCUCAGCAUGCACCAACCGUGGGCCACGCUGCUGAUCAAAGGCAUCAAGAGGGUUGAGGGGCGAACUUGGUACACAUCCCAUCGGGGUCGUCUUUGGAUUGCUGCUGCAGCCAAGACGCCCACUCCUCAGGAGAUUGCUGAGGUGGAGGCCAUGUACCGCCAAGUGUACAAGAAAGAGCCCAGGUUUCCUAAAGACUACCCCACCGGCUGCCUGUUGGGCUGCGUCAACGUGACCGACUGCCUGUCUCAGGAGCAGUUCAGAGAGCAGUUCCCUGGUACCUCUGAGGAGUCUGCUUCUCCAUUUGUCUUCAUCUGCACCAACCCCCAGGAGCUGCUGGUGAAAUUCCCCAUGAAAGGGAAGCACAAGAUCUGUAAGUCCUGCUUCUUUCAUGUAAGGGGAAGUGAAGUAGAUGAAAUUAGCCUGAGCCAACUGGAUUCUUUCUUUUCAAAUUUCUUUAUUAUUAUAUUUUCUUUUGUCAGCUUUCUCCUCUGCAUUUGUAAGCACACACACACACACACAUGCAUAGCUGGACCUGCAAAAGAGUGAUAAUGCCGGGAACGGGGUCUGAUUACUACAUGUUUAUUGAUAGAACAAAAUGAAAUGCACAAACCGUUGUCCCACGUACGCAUGUGCAGAGCCUCUCUGAGAGCCAUCUGUAAAGACGGGGUUUUGCUGUCUGGUUGCCUGGGGGACAAGCCAGGCCUGGAUGUGCGAUGCUGUAUUGUGUGAUUUAUAAUAGGACUCAAACACAUUUUCCCUCCGCUGCCAUAGCCGCUGCUGCAAAAUGAUGUACCUGCAAGCUCUUUUCUUAAUAUUUCAAAACCCUCUAAAGACUUGAGAGGAUUGUUUAUGCAGCUGUGCCUCUUUCACAUCUUUCUGGAUUGAUAUAGAAGACUUUUUUUUUUUUUUUUUUUAGCGGCUGAAGGUAAAAAAUGUAGCAGGAGUCUGACUAACAUGGAUUUAAUGACCGUGUCUCCAUUCUUUAGAUUUUAGAGGUUUAGCACAGACAUGGCCAGUGGACUUGAGAAACGCAUUGAGUUUGAUCACUGAUAUAGAAGAUUUCAGAAGACUAUUAAUAUUGUUUAAGUCUUCCUCUCUGUCUUUAAUUGUUUAUACUUUUCAUUCUAACUGUGAUUAUGAUGGUCUUGAAUAAAAGGCUCAACCUGGUGAAACAUGCUGACGCAUCGUUAGAGGCCGGCUUGCUGUCGUGGGCUCAGAUCGCUGGACGUGCAUUAUUUAGACCUACAGCUUGUGGUUUUAUGAAUCAGCAUCUUACGUUCUAUCGCUGGUGAAAUAUAUAUGGCUUUGUUGAACUUGCCCGUUGUAAAUUGUUAACCAUUAAUAGUCUUUAUUCAUUUUGAAUGUAACUGCAGCCUGUUUUUUUCCAGUUAGUUGUGAUAACUCAUAUUUUGCGGACUUGUUUUCUGAAAAAAAAAAAAGAUGAAAUGCUGUGUCAGAAAAAGGAGAAAUACUUAGAUAAGCCUUUACUCUUUGGUUUUGGUUUUCAAUGACCUUGCAUUUAUACCAUCUACAAAAACACUACAGCAGCAGUAUCUUUACUGAGGUUACCUUCACUCUGAACCGGUGGCAUUCUGCAUCGCAUUGCCUGCUAUCGGAUGUAACGGUACAAUACAGUCCUCCAGCUUUGUUCCAGCUCACACAUUACACUAACAGCUACUAUCCGAACGUUAACAACACAAAAGCUUACACAGUGGAACAAAUUCACAAGUUAGAGCAUUGAUAUACCCUCAAAAACACCAGCUGGUGAUUCUGUACAUACUGUAUGUCAUUCAAGAACCUGUGAAAUGCUUUUGGUAGUGAGCUCCCAUCACAUAAAUCAAAUCAAAUAUAAAAGUAUUUCAGAAUAUCACAAAUAUGCAAAAUUGUUAAUUCAUUAUGCACCGAAAGUUAUUUACCCACCUUUAAAAUAAAAUAGGCUAUCUCUGUUUAUAAUACCUUCCAUACCAGCUGUGUCUAUUCUCUGCAUGUGCAGAGUUUUGCAUGCAUUGUCAUCAUGUAGUGUGCGUUGAUCACAGCACACUCCCUGCUGUCCACAUUAGCCUGGUAUUUGGAGCGGUUAUCCUGACCCACUGGACCUACACAGUCCAGCCUGUCUCAUUCUUCUGUCACCAGCUAGCUUUUUUCUCUCUCUCUCUCUCUCUCUCUCUCUCUCUCUCUCUCUCUCUCUCUUGCUCCUUGCUUCCACCUCAAUUCCCACUGCAUCUCACGGGUCAAGGCAAUGCCGCUCAUCUUACUCAGGGGGGCUUAGCACGCAAGUAUUUUUUUUUUGCUCCCCCAACAGCUUACAUCGACAAGAUCCCCUUGUCACUGGCAUUGCCAGCCAUCUCAUGCCUCAUCAGAAUGAGCGAGGGGAAAAAAAAAAGCUGCAGUCCCUUCUGCCUCUUCCGCUCCUUUCAGCAGACUCUGGGCUUUAUUACACAACAUGCGCUAUUGUUGUUGUUUUGUCUUUAGUCUGUUGAACAUUAAUGUGGUAGAUAAUGUAAAAAAUGUAGAAAUGACAUUGCAAUCUGAUGACAAUCUGCAGUCAUGUUGUAGGAAAGUGGGAGCCUUUUGAUAGAUAUUGAGGAUCUAACUGGCCUUGAUAUUACAAAAUAUGCUGAAAAUGUUAGCGGGAAUUUUAGUGCUAGCUUUAUUUAUUUAUUAACAUCCCCAUUAGCUGUUACCUUGGCAACAAUUACUCUUCCCCUGGUCCAUUUAAGAUAAACAUACAGCGGACAUCUCUAACUGCUAUAAUCCCCACCCAUUAAAGUCAGUAUUACUUUGAUUUCAUUCAUCGCUAAUCUGUUUGCCAUCAGUUACGAAAAGCAUUUUUGAGGUAAUUUAAUUGAGGUUUGUUUUUUUAUUUUGGCUCUUCUGUGUGAUUGUAAUUUGCAACUGCUUGCGUUUAGUUUUUUUUGUGAUAUGAAUGGGAAUGGUUUUUAUUUUGUCUGACUGGCGAGCCAAAGAAAUGAGCUGAGAGCUGCGUGAGGCUGCCAUCUGCCGCGUUGUUUCUCGUAGGGUCGGCAGUUCUUUGCUUUGGUGUAGUGAUAUUGCAUAUUACAGCGUGGAAGCAGGCACACCCACGUAUGGAUGAACAUUAUUGGAAGCAUUCGGCAAUUAUCAAAUAAAGUGUUGCUGACUCUCUCUCUCUCUCUCUCUGGACAGUUUUACAGUUGGCUUUGUAGAUAAUAUGUUGGGCUGUGCUCGACGCAGGUUGAUCAGUUAUUACCCUGUGGAGUCUGUGACAUUUAAAAUGGCAUGCAGCCAAGGCUCACUCCCUGUAAUAAGGGAUAUGCAUUAUGGUUUAUGGUCACAUCCUGUGAACAUUUGUAUCGAUGUGUGUGUGUGUGUGUGUGUGUGUGCGUGCGCUCUUCUGUGUGAGCUGAAGGUCAGUCUGGAUGUGUUGAAAGCUAUUUGGCUCUCUGACAUGAAUCCUUUUUCUCCUCCUUAUAGCUAGCCUUCACUUAGCCGUAUGUGUUUAAUAAGCGGACUUCCUCCGUAUGAUGUGGCUGUGUACACACAGCAAGUGUGUACACAGCCACACGGUAAAAGUGAAACACAAAUCAUACACCACUAAAACAUUUUUUUAUCAGUUAGUGUCCGUGAGCUCUAAUACAAAAUGCCAAACCAAACUUGCUCUCCACCCAAAGAUAUCAUUUGUUUAUAUUUUCAAUGAAUAGUUUUACGUUUCCAGUAAAAGGGCCAAAAUGACUGGACCUUUUCAGCUGAUCUUAAUGGUACAAACUCAUUAAUUUAUGUAAAAUAUAAUUACCCUCCUCAGGCCACAACAGAUUUUCAACCAACAUUAGUUUGCCAUGGUUACAGUGGGCAGUUGAUUAUCUUGUAGCAUGCAGGGAUUCAUGAGUCAAACCUCUUGGCCUCACGCCGAACCUCAAACCAGUGGGAGGCAUCACAAUUAGCCACCAAACAUGUUUGAUUUGAAUGACUGGAAUCUGAACAAGAUCCAGUAGUCUGGCGGAGAUCUGAGCUCAGAUUAUGUGGUGAUCAAUUCAACGUGUGAUGGCAACUCCUUUUGGUGAGGUAGGGAGUUUCCUACAUAAGCCAUGACGGUUCCAUCCCCUUUGUCAUCCUUAAACCGAAUUUAUUUAGGCUUAACUUUAAAUUUUCUAGAACUUUGAAUCGCCGUCCAUCUCAACCUAAAUUGGUCGACAUCACGCUUCGGCCGUCGCCGCUGAACGAGCCUGAAGCCGCUCCCUCCGCUGUUCUGCAGAACAAAGCGUGAGGUAACCUGAGAAUUAUGUUUGACCUUCCUCUUAUGAUGCCUCCGAAGAAUUCAAAUCCUAUUGCUCCCGAGCAUGAAGGGUGGAUACCCAGAGUAAUGUUCCGUGAGUGAAUCAAAUGGCUUUAAGCCUUGUUUAAAGAGCGCUCGACCAGCAAGAAAAAAGAACGUGCAAAUCUCUUGUACAAGUACUCCCAUAUACAACUGAGUAAAGCACUGAAUUAGUCAAAGAAGAGCAACAGUUCAAGUGUUCAAAAUGUGGUCGAUAAGCUCAAGGCAUCUGAUGCCUUUUGUUCCAUCUUGGGAUAAUUUAGCAGGCUUCAAAGUAGUACUAGUAGAUACGGCAGAAAAUGUUAUCGCGAUUAAAAAAAAUAAUUCUGCCCUUUUUAGUGUGCAUUUGUUCUGUAAAGAUUCAUCCAUUAUAGAAACAAAACAGAAUGUCCUUUAACAGAUUUUAAAGCAGAAAAGGUCAUUCUAAGCUCUUCACUGAGCCUGCUGCAGAGCGUCUAACUCUUGUGAUAUUACAUAUGAAUUCAGUGAGUGCUUUGUGAGGACUGGCUUAUCUUUUUCUGUAAAGAUUAGUCACUCUGAUGGCUCUCCAGCAGAUACAAAAGAGCUCUUUUUUUUUUUUUUUUUUUUUUUUUCUUUUUUUGCUGAAGGCUUGAUCCAACUACGGGGGAAGGAAGUCAUGGGUAUAAUUACUAAGAUGAGAAAUUCCACUCCCGCUCCAGGUCAUGAUGAGAUCUUUUUAUCUCUACCAGCGUACGUCAUUGACAUAUAGAUAAUCUCAGAAUCACUGGAGACCAGAGUCGUUUCAAAGGACCUCAAGGUCGACAAAGUCUUUACGCCCACAGCGCCAACAGCAUUUUCCUCCAUUUCUUCAGAUUCUAUUUUCUCAAGUACAGCAGAGUGUUUGAACAUGCAAUGUAUAUAAUCAUUUGUAAUUAUCCGAACAAUUGUGCUCUUCCAGUAGAAGUAAUGCUAUGUUUAGUUGUUGAGCAUGGAAGUACAUAUGCACUCUUGAUAUGUUGGAUAGUAUUAGAUAACAUGGGAUAUGGAGUGUCUCUUUCUAUUACAGAUGGACAGCCUCAACAGUCAACUCUGUCUUAUUUUGGUUUUCAUUAUCAUAAUUAAGCAAUAUAACGAUGUUCUCCAAAUAAAGGUGUUUUUGUUUUUUUUGUUGCUGUCACCAGCAAAAACAAAUUGCUUAAAGUACAUGCUGUUAGUAGUAUAUUGUAGAGCUCAGUGAAAACAAUGGGCUGGGUAAUUAUAGACCAAUUGCUCCACUUUACCACCGUCAAACUGGAGGACGUUGUUAAUUUCUCUCCUCUCCUUCGGUAUCUCUCUUAUUUUGGAAGAAAACCACAACAAAAUUAAGCCAUAAUCGCUCCUGUCUUGUGAGCUCAGUCAGUUUGCAAUCUGGUCGGUGUUUAUCAUCGUUAGACGAUUGUGGACGUGAAAUGUUCUCACCGUCUCUAAUAGCCGUUAAUGGCCUCAAAGUGAGGAUCCUUAAGACUCCACUCCUGGUUGAUAUGGUGGUACCUGUGGAUACUGGUGGUAAUAGCAAGUGCAGUUCAACACGAGCAGCAAAUGACUCCUUGAGCAGCUGCUCCGUCAGAAAUACAAUCCACUGGUGUAUCUGAUUACAUUGAAUGCUCUUAAUGUGAAGCAACAGCAGUAGGAAGUGUUGGGUUUGAAUUAGCAGUGAUUUACUGAAGCUGUGAUGUAGUGUUAGCAGAGUCAACAGCAGGCAGUGAGUUAGAAUUAAUACAGUAAAGCUAGAUCAUAUGCACAACUCAUUUCCCUCGUGCAUGUGAAGACAAUUUGGACUUGGACUGGCGGACUCCGCCACUAACAAUGAAAAAUGCCUUAUAGAGCAGUAAUUAGAGAAUGGCUGCCAUAAAUAUUAUAAAAAAGGGUCGGAUUUCUUAACUACUAUUCUACGGCUCUAAUCCAGCAACAUUUUCUUCAUUUAACUUAACUCAUCACACUCAUGAUUAGUGCAUGACAAUGGGGCUGUCAUUUACAGAAUAUGUAUGUAACACUAACACACUCAAACGCAUCUAACACAGCAGCAACACUAGCAGCUACUGCAUGACGUCUCGUGAUUUGUCUCAAUGUGCUCUGUUUAAAGAAUGCAGGCCACUGAAUUUCCAGUACAAUACAUAUUCAGCACCCUUAUAGGAAUUGCUUGAAGCAAAAUAAUCUAUAUGUACUUGUUCCUGUUUAAGAGCCACGUGCCAAGGGACUAGUGAGUAUACAUCGCAUGUAACUGAUUCUCUUUAUUUGUUUCUCAUGCAUUCAACAUCAUAGCCCUUGUACACAACACCUUACCAGCUCUCUGUUCAAUAUCAUUUGCGUCUUCUGCGCAUACAUUAUAGAGCUGUUGCAAUAUGUAUGUCUUUUAUCCCUCAGGUUGCACCUCAUAUAGAAAUAAGGCAAUAUAUUCACAGUGAAAAUAUUGCAGUUGAAUUUUGCUCCACUAACCAUCGGCUGCACUGUUACCUUGUGAUUACCUCUUCGUUUUAUGUGUGAAAUUGAAGCACCAUGGGAUUGCGAAUAGAGCGAGCCAAUUACCUAACAAACGUCCACCUUCUCUCCUGAGGUGGUCGUGAUUUUUUUUUUCCCAGUCCCCUCUAUUUCUCCCCUGCGCUCUUCUUCUGUCAUCCGCUGCUGGGAGACAGAAAGAGGUUAGAGCGACGGAAGUCCUUUUUUUGAUUAUUUAUUCAUGGAUUUUCCAUUUAAUAUUCAUGCCUUUUUUCCAGGACUAUCUGGGUGCAGAGGAGAAUUUUCUGCCUCGGAGGUGGCCGGGGCCAAAAAAUCAGGUUUCGGCUCCAAUGAGCUCAGCGGAUGGAGGGAAGAGAGAGGCAGAGAGAUGGAUAGAGAGGGAACAAGAGAGCGGGGUUUCAUGUGUUCUCUAGUAAAUGAGAGGCAGGCCUUGAAGGUGACAGGCUGUGUUUAUUACUGAUCUGUCAGCCGGUUAAUGGGGAGAGGAGAGGAGAGGAGAGAGCUGAGCUGAGCUGUCGAGCAGAGACCAGAGCACACAGGCAUGGGAGCGAGAGGGAGCCCCAAGCAAUAAACUUUGCCAUACUAGAAGUGCUUGUCCUUACAGAUUCACUGGCAACACUCCUGCAUGCUGAAUUGCAUUCACUGGAAACUAAAUUAGUCUGUAACAAAGAGUAUUUUACUGUAUUGUUAUGAAAAUGGUAUUUUUGAAAACGGAAAGGAAUGCACUGUAUCCCUAUUUUUGACUGCUGUACUUUCUAAAGCCCAAAUUAUACAUUCUGUAUCCAUGUGGCUGCGUACAUUUUAUUAUCUACCUGUGUCUGCGAGGGUCUGUGCAGCAUAAAAUGUAUGACUUUGUGUGACUCCCCGCAGAAUAUCGAGUGAGCACAUCCGUAUACAUGCAGACAGGCUGGAACAUGCUUCUCCAGGCUGCAUGUGGGAGGAUGUGCACGAGGGGUGUUUGGAGCAGUUUUCUUGUCUUUUUCUUUUACACUUGUGUGUACGAUCAGCUUGAUUGGCGCUGCGGGCGUUGUUGGGAUUUGGGAGGCCUGCACAUUGGCUUCUCUGUGAGCCUUUGCGACCUGCAGUUACCCACAACACCCUUCUAUGUGUCGGUUCACGGGGCCGUGUCUGUAAAUCUUCUGAAAUCUAUCAGAAAAUUCUAUUUUGGACUAAAUCCGGUCAUCAACGUGUCAAAACAACAGUCCCCCACAUUCACCUCAACUACAGCUUGAGUAGAAAACAACCAACACUUUUCCAUUAUGUACAGAAUAAUCACAAAAAAGGCUAUUAUGAAAGAAUGAAUUGUUACCUUUGUCAUGGAGGUUAUGGCGUUAUCAGGCCAUCUUAACAGCGUAACAGAUUACUAUAAAGUAUUACAUUUAUUGUGCCGAUAACAAUCCAGGUGCAUAUCUAAGAUUUGGUUCAAGGAUCUCUUAACGUUGCAAGAUUCACUAGAUUGGACAUAUUUAGCUGUAUCCUCGUGUUAAUCUUACUGCACUUACAUGAAUAAGAACAAUCUGGCAUAAGUACUGUAUCCUAAGAUUAUCUUUGUGCAUUUUGCUGUAGAUCAAAUGCCAUAACAUUAACAUUUUUUUAGUACCGUGUAGCCUUGACAGAAACGUGCUUUGCCGGAGAGCUUUGUGCAGUAUUUGAUUGCACUUGAGCCCAGAGGUUUUAUCAGCUGCCCUCGGUAAUGAAACCUUUGGUUUUUCCGUCUCAGCAAAGGGUGAAAAGCCUGUGUAAAGAUAUUGCUCUUUGUUGUAGCAAUAGAUUUGUCUUUCCUUAUCUCAACUCAGCAUUGUUGCCUUUAUCAGUCACCAUUACAAAAUCCAUAUCAGUCAGCAUUUGACGUGCCAGUGCUUUCUUCAGUGUCACGUUUUCUGCAUGACUGGCAACGCUUUCUGCAGAUUCUGUUGACUUGUUAUUUAAUGUAAUGCAAUUAUCGCUUGUUACAAGGCUUCAUAUGUAUGUGUCUGCAUGCUGCUCUGGUUUAAACAGAUAUCCGAAUGCAUUCAGUUAUACUAUAGAUGUGUGGGAAGCUUACUGUAUCUUUUGUUAUGGAUAUAGAUGUUACUGCAUUGUUGCACAAGCCAGUUUUUCUGAUGAUGCCUGUGAGGGUUAUACUCCUGAGGUUCAAAUUGAUUUAGUCUUCCGGAUGAAAGUGUAGCAAGGAGAGCAAUGCCCGUUUCAUGCACUCAGCGCUGUGGAUUUAAAAAACAUGGGCUUUCCAACCAAAUUAUUUCUGCGAACAAGUGAUUUUUUUUACUGGAAAGGGAAAAAAACCUCAAACCCUAUUUUCCCCGUGCAGGCUUGGGCCCAUCAGAAGUAUCUGUUUUCAUUCUUACCUCAGGCUUAUAAAGUGCACAGCAUUCAUUCUGAUCCAGGGUUUGAACGCUGCUCAUCUCCUCUCAAAGCAGCAAACGCAUCACACUUUCUUCUAUGGUCUCACAUUCUCACAUUAUAUGGGUCAGUGUACGUGAAGUUAGAGGCACAAAACAGCACUUACACUGGCUUCACUUCAUCUUUUGGGUGCAUUGUAAAUACAUAAGUAAUCACAGCUCUGGGUCUGUCUCUUCUGUGACUGGACCCUUAUGUUGGUUAGCUUUCUGGUUUCAUUCCCACAUUUUCUUUUGUCUUCCCUAUUUUGUCCAUUGUUUCUCCCCCUCUGUCUUUGUCUCCGUCCUAAACCUGUCGGAGUAAUCAAUCUGGAUCGGCACUGAGAAGGGGGGAUGCAGACAGAUGUGCUUUGCAAUGUGAUCGAUGUUCUUGAUUUGUGAGAGAUUACUGCUGUGUGUGUGUGUGUGUGUGUGUGUGUGUGUGUGUGUGUGU